AUGGAUCAUUUUGGGGAACCUUUAGACAAACCAGGCGUAUCGCCGUUCAACCCAGGCUCUUCCACAAACACUACCAAUUCCUCUAACACCGUGCACUCCUCCUCAACAUCUGCCACUGAGUACCCGCUCGACAUUUCACUGAAAUACUACGAGCAGAGCCAGAGCCAACAACAACAACAACAACAACAACAACAACAUCAGCAGCAGCAGCAGCAGAGCCCGAAUCCUCAACAGCAGCAGCACCAACAUCCACAAAAUCAACAAAAUCACCAACACCUUCAAAAUCAUCACCCAAAUCAUCACCAAAAUCACCAUCAACUCCAAAAUCAUCACCAUCCAGGCCUCCAAAAUCAUCUCGUCCAGCCUCCGUAUCAGCACCCACAGCCGUUCUAUCCUUCCAUUUCCUCCGUUCCUUCCGUUCCCUCCCACGCCCUCUACACAGCUGGCCUGAUAAGAGUGGCCCAGUUCUCCGAGCCCGCUCCUGCCAACAUGAACAACUACCCGGGCCAGUAUCAGCCGUACCAUACGAGCCCGCUUCCCGGGCUGAGUCUGGAGGACCUGAGGCUUGUUUCCCAGGACGCCUUAUCGUCUGUGCGAGACAUGCAACGAAACAAGGCGGGCAGUUUCUAUGGCCUGAAUCGAGGAGCCACUGGAGCAGACUCCAGCAGUGCUCCAGCCACAGAGUCUACUUUGGAUCUGUAUAAUGGUCAGCAACAGCAUCAGCAGCAUCAGCAGCAGCAACAGCAUCAGCAGCAGCAGGAGACGCAGCUGCUGCCUCAUCAACACAGUGGUUCCAAUUCUUUAAAAAAAGAGAGCCACGGCCUCGUAUCGCUUAUACCUCCUCCACACGUGCAACAGAAAAACGCCGCCAAGGACGACGCAGAGACAGAGAGAAGCGCCAUCACCACCAAGUGCCUGCGGUGCAAGAAGGAUUUCGUGCAGAGCUUUGUCAAGCCGGCAAAAGGGAAAGACGUCGGGGCCGAGCCGAAAAUCUUCAAGUUGUGCCAUCACUGUAGAGAAUUGCAGCGACAGAGAUCAAGGCGGUGGCAGAAGAAGACUAAAGACAAGCAGGGGGCUUGCAGAAGGUGCGGUGGGGUGAUUUCUGAGGAAGAACGUAACUUUGUGCUUUGUCCGCAGUGUCGCCAGAGCCUACGAGUUCGAAAAGCCAAUCGUGCUGCUCAGGGUAAGUGUGUCCACUGCUCAGGCCCGCUAGGCGCUCCGCUAGACCCAUCUUUGGCCGCCCUGGCGUCGCCGGGCCAGUUCAAGGUGUGUCAGCGGUGUCGAGAGAAUGACAAGAUUAGACGUACAAACCUUGAGCGCAUGGGCAAUUGCAACCGGUGUGCCAAGGCGUUGGACCCAGCGCUCCAAGGGAAACAUAAAGUGUGCACUGCUUGUCGACAAAAGAAGAAGAAACGGUCGCUGUCGUCGCCUUCCGAGCUGUCGAGCGAUCUCAAUGGCGCAGGCAUGAUGUCAGAUCCACAGCAGCAGGUGCCUGCCAUGAACUUUGUUCCAGGCCAGGCAGCCAUGAUGAUGCCCAAUCACAUACAGAACAUGUCUGGCGGCCAAAUAAACCAGAUGCAAAACCAAAUCCCAGGACAAAUGGCCCAGUACCCAAUGGGCCCAAUGGGACAGAUGAGCCAAAUGGGCCAAAUGAGCCAGGAUUUCUUUGGCCAGUAUCAGCCGGUGGUCCAGCCGUUGCAGCAUCCCAUGGCCAUGCCGCAGGCCCUGGACCAACAGAGCCAGCAGCAAAUGCCUCUGUUCAGCGCUCGUGGCCGUCUCCAGUAG
Candidozyma auris is the source of this 1785-nucleotide messenger RNA. RefSeq names its product Wor3p (gene WOR3). NCBI's taxonomy places the organism in Eukaryota, Fungi, Ascomycota, Pichiomycetes, Serinales, Metschnikowiaceae. Bases 1 to 1785 code for a protein of 594 amino acids. The record is from RefSeq and is a predicted model, not a curated record. The transcript has a single exon.